Molecule: messenger RNA, 651 nt
Organism: Xenopus laevis (African clawed frog)
Lineage: Eukaryota; Metazoa; Chordata; Amphibia; Anura; Pipidae
Gene: snrpe.L
Product: small nuclear ribonucleoprotein polypeptide E L homeolog
Biological process (GO): mRNA splicing, via spliceosome; spliceosomal snRNP assembly
Cellular component (GO): U1 snRNP; nucleus; U4 snRNP
Molecular function (GO): RNA binding
Source: RefSeq, marked provisional
CACGAGGCUGCAGAGAUGGCGUACCGCGGACAGGGGCAGAAAGUGCAGAAAGUGAUGGUGCAGCCCAUCAAUUUGAUCUUCAGGUAUCUACAAAAUAGAUCACGGGUUCAAGUGUGGUUGUAUGAGCAAGUCAAUAUGCGUAUUGAAGGCUGCAUCAUUGGCUUUGAUGAGUACAUGAAUAUAGUGCUGGAUGAUGCAGAAGAAAUCCAUCUCAAAACAAAGUCAAGAAAACAGCUCGGGCGUAUCAUGUUGAAAGGCGAUAACAUCACUUUGCUACAGAGUGUCAUGAAUUAAUCUGUUCCCGACCGCUGUUCCCAAACAUCUGCAUCUGUGAAGGAAUUUAUCAGUACUCCCCCCGUUUAUGGACUUGUGGACUAUUCUGUAGAUUUGUAGCUAUGUCCUAAUGCCUGCAUGGAUUACGCUGAAACUUUUUUUUUUAUAUAUAUAUUUUUUAAAAUCAUCUGAGUAUAAUUUCAGGUGUUGAAGGCAAUUGCAUAGAAACUGAUGUCACUGCAAGGAUUAUUCGGUUGUGUACAAAAUGUUAAAACUUUUUUUUCCCCCCAAAGAGAGUAACUUUUUGAUACUGAAUUCAAAUAAAUCAAAUGUUUUUAAAUGGUUUUGUGGUUAAAUAAUCUUAAACAAAAUGUACAA